AUGUCUACUUCCGGUCAUUCAUCGUCUACAGGUCGUCCACAGGCUUCUCGACCGCCUCCUCCCCGUGGUAACGGACAUCCGGCUGCAUCGCCACACAACUCAGAGGCGCCUUUGCCAACACCUUCCACAGUCCAUAGUUCCCAGCCUUCGUUUCAAUUUUCGCCCACCAGCACUAGGUCUUCUCAUACGGCGCCGUCCACGCAUGGCAAUGUACCUGCCGCAGGUGGCGAGGAAGGCGACGAGGACGGGGAGUUUCCCGACGAAGAGACUAUGCACGCAAUGACCGGUGGAUUUCAUGACCCGCAGACUCCCAUGCCACACGAGCCCGCGCUUCCAGACUCCCCUACACGUCCAGAGGAUGCACACCCUACUCCAGGUGGAAGUCACUUCCCCGGAGCAUAUGGAGAUCACAAUACCCAGGCGCAUGCCCCGACCCCGGGUGGAAGUCACUUCCCCGGAGCAUAUGGAAGUCACAACACUCAGAUGCAACACGGAGCCGCAGGCGGCGAGGAAGAUGGCGAGGAAUUCCCCGACGAUCAGACUAUACACGACAUGACUAACUCUCCUACCCGACCAGAAGAUGCGCACCCUGCGGCCGCAGGUGGAAAUCACUCAUAUCAACAUCCCGCAAACUUCAUGGACAUGUACGGCGAAGACGAGGAGGAUCCAGGCUACUAUGAUGAGGAGGAUCCAGAGAACUAUAUGCAUGAAGGGGAGGAAGAAGAUCCAAACAGUUUCAUGGAUAUGAACGAAGAGGAUGGAGAAGAACCUCAGUAUUAG
Fonsecaea multimorphosa CBS 102226 is the source of this 780-nucleotide messenger RNA. RefSeq lists its product as uncharacterized. Lineage: Eukaryota; Fungi; Ascomycota; Eurotiomycetes; Chaetothyriales; Herpotrichiellaceae. The record is from RefSeq and is a predicted model, not a curated record. The transcript is spliced from 2 exons. The coding region runs from base 1 to 780 and encodes 259 amino acids.